Messenger RNA from Gigantopelta aegis, 1415 nucleotides. RefSeq lists its product as uncharacterized. Bases 1 to 546 code for a protein of 181 amino acids. Lineage: Eukaryota; Metazoa; Mollusca; Gastropoda; Neomphalida; Peltospiridae. The transcript has 6 exons. The record is from RefSeq and is a predicted model, not a curated record.
AUGCCUGUCACUGCCAUGUACAUACCAAAACAGUACCUCAAGCAAGUAAAAGACUUCCUGGAGAACUAUCGUGACCGGUACCAGAGGGUCAGGAAGACUAAAUCAGGGCAAGCAAUCAAGAUCCUGACAUCAGGGGACAACUGGAUCAUUACCAACUUCCAGUUCCUGUCAAAAUACAUACGACAGACGCUGUCUGUCUCAUCACAUGCUAUUGCUGAUCUGGAGGAAGAGGAUGACACCCAGGACACCCAGGAUGCAGGCUUUGGCUCUGACUCAGAGUUGGGGAUGCCCACCAGUUCUCCCCCUCAGAGGCCAGCCACCCCAGCAGGCCCCAGAGGCCAGCCACCCCAGCAGGCCCCAGGAACAAAGGGGUGGGAAAGAACCGGAGAGGGUCAGCAGGCAGCAACACCAGCACCAGCACCGCCUCAACUACAGAGUCAACCAAUGAACUAUUGCAGCAGCUUCUUAACCGAGCCCAGGAGGCAUCUGAUGUUAGGAUGGGAAAAGAUUCCUUCCACCCCAUGUCAAGCCAUGAAGCUGCUGUAAAGUCAUACAGCAACUACCUGAUGACCAGAUGGUUCAUGUCCCUCCUGAAUCCUGGAUGAGGUUCACCAGUGCAGUGCAGGAUGUCAUUUAUAUGUUCACUGCACCAAAUCCACCUCCAGUAGCUCCACUUCAGGAACACACGCAAAUUUUCCAUGGUGGGCUCAGGCAAGAGUCACAGCAGUAUCAACCACAACAGCAGGCACAUGUUCAACCUCAGAUGCCUCCUUCUAUGUCUCAUAUGCUCCCCCAGAUGCCUCCCCAGAUGUCUCAGAUGCCUCCUCAGAUGGCUCCCCCUAUGUCUCAGAUGCCUCAUCAGAUCCUGUCUCAGAUGCCUCCUCAGAUGUCUCAGCAGGAACCUAGUGGCAUUGGCAGUGCCAAUAACAGUGGCUAUCCACCAUUUUAAUCCACAUGGGAUAGGAGAUGUAGUCGGGUUUCUCCUCUGUCUCAGCGAAGCACUCUUAGUAUUGUAAGAGGAACUGUUGUGGAUUGCUGGUUGGAACGGGACAAAUGGUGUCUAUAAGAAGUACUUAGUAUCGUAAGAAGAACUGAUGUGCUUGCUGGUUGGAACGGGACAAAUCAGUACUGGAUGACGGUAGUUGACUCAACGGUUGGAGAAACUCAUCCAACAUGGUGAUGGGUGGUGGUGUGUGCAUCCAAUAGAUGGGGGUGCCUGGUAAUGAGGAAUAUUGGCUUUGUUUACGUGGUUCUAUUUGGAGAAAUCUGUGAACAUUUAGUGUAAACUUUGUGUUCUUUAUUGAACUGAAGAAACAGGAAUAUUACAUGGACAAUGGAAACGAACUAUAUUGUAGGGUAUAACAGUACAUUGUUUAUUGUCAUUUGAUAUAUAUAUGUGUAAAUAGUGUGUUGAA